Molecule: messenger RNA, 3508 nt
Organism: Hippocampus comes (tiger tail seahorse)
Lineage: Eukaryota; Metazoa; Chordata; Actinopteri; Syngnathiformes; Syngnathidae
Product: TBC1 domain family member 9B
Exons: 17
Coding region: 94-2418 (774 amino acids)
Molecular function (GO): calcium ion binding
Source: RefSeq, a predicted model, not a curated record
CCGUGUGGCUCGGCCCGCCAGGUGUCCAUUGUGGAGAAGGCGGACAGCAGCGGCGUUCUGCCGUGUCCCGUGUCCAUCAGCACCAAAAACAAAAUGAACUUCCUGUUCGCCAACCUGAAAGAUCGAGACUUCCUGGUCCAGCGCAUCUCCGACUUCCUGCAGAGGACGCCGGACGGCCCGCGGGGGGACCCCGCUCCUCCGGCGGCCGCGCAGGCGGCGUCCGGCAUCCCGAGGGAGCGCCGUUACCACUCCGACGUGCCCACGGCCACGCGGGGGCUUCUGCAGCUUUACCGUCAAGAUGCCCCCGAGGACCUGGGACCCAAAGCCAUGAAGGAGAAGAUGAAGGAGGAAGCGUGGAACAUCCACUUCUCGGAGUUUGGCCGCGGAGUCUGCAUGUACAGGACGUCCAGAAGCCGAGAACUGGUGCUCGGCGGCAUUCCCGAGAAGCUUCGAGGAGAACUCUGGUUGCUCUUCUCAGGAGCGCAGAACCAGAUGUCGACGCACGCCGGCUACUACGGCGACCUGGUGGAGCGGGCGGCGGGCCUGAGCUCUUUGGCCACGGAGGAGAUCGAACGGGACCUCCACCGCUCCAUGCCCGAGCACCGAGCCUUCCAGAACGAGACGGGCAUCGCCGCCUUGCGCCGCGUCCUCACCGCCUACGCCCACAGGAACCCGGGCAUCGGCUACUGCCAGGCCAUGAACAUCGUGACGUCGGUGCUGCUGCUCUACUGCACCGAGGAGGAGGCCUUCUGGCUGCUGGUGGCGCUGUGCGAACGCAUGCUGCCGGACUACUACAACACCAGGGUCGUGGGCGCUCUGGUGGACCAGGGGGUGUUUGAAGACCUGACCCAGGCCUUCCUGCCCCUCUUGUACGAGCACAUGCGGGACCUGGGCGUCAUCUCCACCAUCAGCCUGUCGUGGUUCCUCACCCUCUUCCUGUCCGUCAUGCCCUUUGACAGCGCCGUGCUCCUGGUCGACUGCUUCUUCUACGAGGGCAUCAAAGUCAUCUUCCAGGUGGCGCUGGCGGUGCUCCACGAUAACAUGGACGCCUUGUUGGCCUGCGGCGACGAGGGUGAAGCCAUGACGGUCCUGGGAAGGUACCUGGACCACGUGGUGAACAAGCAGAUCGCCACGCCGCCCGUGCCCCACUUGCACGCCCUCCUCACCGGCGGAGACGAGCCGCCGCCCGAGAUCGACAUCUUCGACCUCAUCAGGUCCUCCUACGAGAAGUUCGGCGGCCUUCGCUCCGACGUCAUCGAGCAGAUGAGGUUCAAGCAGAGGUUAAAGGUCAUCCAGUCGCUGGAGGACACAACCAAACGGAGCGUGGUGCGAGCCAUGAUGACCGAGUCGGCCUUCGAUAUUGAGGAGCUGGAGGAGCUCUACUGCCUCUUUAAGGCCCAGCACAUGAGCAGCCGCUACUGGGGCUCCGGCGGCUUGGCGGCGGCGCGCCACGACCCCAGCCUGCCCUACCUGGAGCAGUACCGCAUCGACGCCGCUCAGUUCUCGCAGCUUCUCUGCGCCCUGGCCGCCUGGCGCUGCGCCGGCCACGCCCCCGUCCUGGCCGCCCGACUCUUCAGGACCCUGGACCGCGACGGCGACGGCCUGGUCAACUUCAAGGAGCUGGUCACGGCGCUCAGUGGGAUGUACCACGGCGACAUGACCGACAAGCUCAAGCUGCUCUACAAGCUCCACCUGCCGCCCGCUCUGUGUCCCGAAGAGGCCGAGUCCGCUCUGGAGGCCGCAAACUUCUUCACUGAAGACGCGCCAAAAGGUGAAGAGGCCAACGCGGAGUCUGGCGACGUUAGCGGCGGCGAGGAGAAGAAAGAGGACUACAGGUACUACCUGCGCAUGUGGGCCAAGGAGAAGGAGCCCAAGCAGGAAUCCAUCAAAGAUCUUCCUCGAAUGAACCAGGAGCAGUUCAUCGAGCUGUGUAAGACGCUAUACAACAUGUUCAGCGAGGAGCGCGACGAGCAGCAGCUGUACCACGCCAUCGCCACCGUCGCCAGUCUGCUGCUGCGCAUCGGCGAAGUCGGCAAGAAAUUCAACAACGGCGACAAGACGGGUGCCGGACGGCGGGCCGCCUCACCCCCCACGGCGGAGCUUUCGCCCGACGACCGCCCGGAGGAGGCCGCCGGCGAGGAGGAGACCGGAGACGACGCGUCGGCGUCGUCGCACUCCACGAUGAGCGACGAUGGCGACGAGCGGCCGACGAGGCGGCGGCUGGGCGGCUGCGCCGACGCCGAUUGGUCCGUCACCUUCGAGCAGGUCCUGGCGUCCGUGUUGACGGAGCCGGCGCUGGUGGACUACUUUGAGAGGAAAAGGGACAUCCGGGCCCGGAUGGCAGCGCACCGGACGCGACCGUCGGUGGAGCGUCAGAGCAGCUCCGCCUCCUCGGACCGCGAGCGAGGUGACCCUUGACCCCUGACCUCUGACCUCACACAUUCCCGAGCUUUCACGUCACUGGCAGCUGCGUGGCCGUAACCGCGUUUCCUCUUUCGCAAGAAGGAAAUCCUCAAACGGGGGGAAGGAGGGGGGCGGCUGUACGUUUUGGGGCCUUUUGAACAUUUAAUCCUAAAAAUAAAUCAACAUAUUUACGAUGAAAGCAUACUGCUGCUAUACAAGAAAGGAGGGAGAAAAAUUGUCGCGUGAUUAUAAAUCUAGCAUCGUAACGCGAAUCAUUUCACAUUUUCAUGUGCUGAGUUCAGGAUCCCUUUCCGCGAUAAAUGUCACAUCGGUAUCACAUUAUAGCCUGCUGAAUUUCACAUUUUUACACAAUCAAGUUUGAAUGUGAUGGACAGCACAUUUUAAUUUGGUGAAUGUCAUGUUUUAAGCUGCAACGUUUAACUACAGCGGUGGGAAAAAGCAAACAAAGCCAUUUCUUGUGGUUCAGCUCAGUAGCAAAGUUCUUCUGGUGUCUUCAAAAUCAACGUUACUUGCUACUGCAUGUAACCGGAAAGUCAGUAUUAUAAUAAUAAGGCCAGUUGUUUCAAAAGAUUUUUUUUUUUUUCUUAAAGAAAAUGUGAGUAUAUUUCCUCUUUAAUGAACUUCUGUUUUCUGGUGUGGCAGCAGUAUGGUUCUGUAGUUUUUUGUUUGUUUUUUUUUUGUAAAAAGAAAAAACUUAGCCUAUUUUUGUUUUCUCCCGACUGUAUGAUCAAGAUUUUUCUUGUUUACAAUUUGUGCUUUGGAGAAAAGAAGCAAACUUCUAAAAUGUUGAAAUUGGAUUUGGCACUAUCUCCCAAAAUGCAUUUUGGUUUGCAGAGAAGAAGAAAGUCUUUUAACGUGAAAGAGAUGUGAUCUUGUUUCCUGUUGGAUGGAAAUCCUCAAUUGAUGUUUUAAUCACGAAGCGACUGAAAUUUGACAAAUAAAUGUGGAGCACUGUAUUGCGCACGUGAAUAUGCAUAUGAACAUUGACGAAGCACCAGCUUUUAUUCUUUUGUAAACCUUUGACCUUUUAUUCAUCCAUCCUGUCAUGAUGUCUAAUGAAUAAUCAAUAAAUCCGUAUUCAACA